This is a messenger RNA of Hypomesus transpacificus, 2019 nucleotides long. It is a transcript of the gene grhprb, whose product is annotated as glyoxylate reductase/hydroxypyruvate reductase b. The transcript is spliced from 9 exons. The coding region runs from base 117 to 1196 and encodes 359 amino acids. Gene Ontology annotation, cellular component: cytosol. Gene Ontology annotation, molecular function: NAD binding; hydroxypyruvate reductase [NAD(P)H] activity; hydroxypyruvate reductase (NADH) activity. The record is from RefSeq and is a predicted model, not a curated record. NCBI's taxonomy places the organism in Eukaryota, Metazoa, Chordata, Actinopteri, Osmeriformes, Osmeridae.
GACUGACUCACAACGACACACAGACACUAGUCUACGCCAAAGUUCCGAAGUCCCUGUUUUGAACCGGUCUUCUAACUCUUCCACUUGUCUGCCCUGGACUUCUCCCCUCCACAGAGAUGUGGUGUAGUCGCGUGGCUUUGCGUCGUCUACAGCGGAUUGCCGUUACUCCAUUAAAUACAGCAGGGGGUCUAACCGGCGCAGUGCAGAGACAAAUGUCAACGCUUCCGCGGGUGUAUAUCACCCGACAAAUUCCCCCAGAGGGACUGAAGAUCCUCCGGGAGUCUGGACAAGUGCAGUUUGAGCUGUGGGACUCAGACGAUGUCCCUGUGCCCAGAUCGGAACUGCUCCAGAAGGUGAAAGGCAUAGACGCUCUGCUCUGCGUUCUCACCGAGAAGAUUGAUACAGAGUUAUUGGAUGCCGCAGGUCCAAACCUGAAGGUCAUCAGCACUAUGUCAGUGGGAUUUGACCAUUUGAAUCUGGAGGAGCUGAAGAAGAGGGGGGUCCGUGUGGGCUACACCCCAGACGUUCUGACGGACUCUGUGGCAGAGCUCACCGUCGCUCUGCUGCUGACCACGUCCAGGAGAUUGAUCGAGGCCACGCAUGAAGCCAAGACAGGAGGUUGGGGCACCUGGAGGACCUUGUGGCUGUGUGGCUACGAGCUAGCUAACAGCACGGUGGGCAUCCUGGGUCUGGGGAGGAUCGGGGUGGCCAUCGCAGAGCGCCUGAAGCCCUUCAAGGUAAAGAAGUUCAUCUACACCGACGUGGUACCCAGACCUGAACUGGCCAGCAUGAUCAAUGCAGAGUACGUCUCUCUGGAUGAGCUGGCUAAGCAGUCAGACUUCCUGACAAUCUGCUGCGCUCUCACGCCAGAGACCAAGGAGAUCUGCAACAAGAACCUCUUUUCCAAGAUGAAGAACACCUCCAUUUUCAUCAAUACCAGCAGGGGAGGGGUGGUGAACCAGCAGGACCUUUAUGAGGCUCUGUCCAUGGGUCAGAUAGCCGGCGCCGGCCUGGACGUCACCGUCCCUGAGCCCCUCCCAAUCAGCCACCCGCUUUUUACCCUCAAAAACUGUGUAAUUCUUCCUCACAUCGCCAGUGCCUCCUACAGCACCCGAAAUGCCAUGUCUGCCCUGGCAGCCAAUAACCUGCUGCUAGGCCUGACGGGCCAGCCAAUGAUCAAAGAGCUCAAGAUUUAGGAGCCAAUCACCUGCAACCAGGAAGGAAAGGGUCCAAUCUUCAAUGAGAAGAACUAAAGAAACAAUUGUUUUGUUGUACUCUACUCUACAUUCAUACUCUAUUUCUUAUGCUUAAAAUAAUUUCUGUUUUCAAUUCUAUACUGUUCAACUUAUUGUACUACGUGGAUGACACAAAGUUGAGACAUUAACAUGUUUUUAUUCUAUCAAAGCAACUGAAGAGGUUUUCUGUUAUUUAGUUAGUUUAUUUUUAACAAAGAAAAAGUACAACAUUUAGUUUUCUCAUGGUUCCACUAUGGUUACAUGUAAAGAAAGAAUGUCAAUGUCCUUCCCUUGUACAUUUAAAUGAAUUGCAGCUUUUCAAGCAACAGGGUAUAAGGCAGUAACUUCUGUUACCAAUUAAUCUUUUGAUUUAGGCUUUUCAAAUUGGAUUUGGCUUAUCCACAAAUGGGCUUAUUGUAUAAGUAUUUUUUACAGUGCAAAUAUAUAGAUAAAGAAACUGUUUACACAACUGCUACAAUGGACACGCACCAUGGAAACAAAGUCACAGUGAGAGAAAUGGAAGUCAUCUUAGAUUUUUGUAACAGGGUCUUCAACAUAAUUUCCCUAAUGAGUACCCCAGUAUUUCUACCUGACUAAAAAUGAACCCAUCAUUUCAUACAACCUUUAAUACUGUAGGUUUUCAGAAGUUAGAUAUGAAGAGUAGUAUGAAUAUAGCUUAUGUUUACAGUCACAAAAUCCUACGAAGCAAAUAAUUUGAGGUAUGAAAAAAAGAAAAGAAAUCGAAUACUCAUUUCAUACAAAAAGGCAAUUAUUUUUUAACAGU